Messenger RNA from Aureobasidium musti, 1287 nucleotides. The record is from the annotation of a GenBank genome assembly. Lineage: Eukaryota; Fungi; Ascomycota; Dothideomycetes; Dothideales; Saccotheciaceae.
AUGGCAACUGUCUCGAUGCCCAGACAGCCUUUCGGUGUGCUUGACAGUCCUCGUCUGGCUCAUCUGUCUGGUAUCAAGAACCGUCAGAAUGGUAUGUCAAGGCUUCGACAUGGCAGUGAUAAUGUGUUUGAUAAAUCGGUGGCUGACAUUGCNGUGAAUGCAGGCAUAGUCAAGACUCCUAGUCCAUUGUCUGGCAAGGCAAAGAUGGUUGUUCCGACAUCGUCACCAAGUCUGAAGCCUUCUGCGAAGCGUCGCAUCACUCCUUCCUUUGACGAUUUCGAUGGACAGAACGACGACGCCGAAAAUGUGAAUCCCAACAUGUUCCUCUCACCAAUGAAGCGCACCAAGAUGGACUUGUCCUCGACGACUCUGAAGCCUAAAGGUCUCAGCACACUGCCAUCCUCAUUCAACUUCACCUUCAACCCUACCAAGACGACACCUACAACUUCCAUGCCUCCUCCAUCCAUCGUUCCUUCCCGUCUGUCUACUCCGAUGAAGUACGCUGGCGUGACCAAACCUUCCACAAGAACACCACUCACUGCCCCUGCUGGAAGAUCUCCCAAGUCAAAACGCGACCGUCGCAGGCUCAGCGUUCACACUCCCGUCACUCGUGGUGACUCGUCCACACACUCUCGACCAUCUGCCCGUACCGGACUGCCUUUCAGCAUUGAUGCUGCUCUCACUGCCUCGUUGAAGACCCCUGCUCCUGCAGCUGCUUUGCCGAAGCCUGCAUCAUCAAUCGAAGAGUCAAUGCCCAGUUCAUGGUUCUUUGCUAUCCACGAAGACACUGCCGAGGAGGAGGCCGAGAACCUUAUGGAGCACUCUACUCUGACUCUGGACCUCUCUUCUGAUGACGAGUCCGCCACAAAGGCGAACGAGGACCGAGGCAAGGAGAAUGUUGCUCCUGCUGACUACGAUCCCGUCACUUCUUCAGCUUCCUCUCCUCGCCCAUCUCGCCGUUCACAAAAGUCAGCCGCUGACAUGGAGACCGAUGAGACUUCACGUGCGCCCCUCGGCUCCCUAGACACAAUCGAGUUCAUACCUGAAGGCUUGACGAAGGACUCAGUCGUUGUCAUCAACGAUCUUCCAGAGUCAUGCACAUUCGAAGCACCUGCAGAGAAGCAAGAGCUCGAAUGCAACCCGCCUAUCAUCAUCUCACCACCUAAGAAGACAUGCCUGUCAAACCUCAAGGAUGAAAUCUUCAUCUUCGAAGACGAAUCUGCCAGUCCUGCUCCGUCCACUGGUGGAAAGCGCAAGAGAAGCGCUGACGACGAUGAGGAUGAGUGA